Molecule: messenger RNA, 1081 nt
Organism: Kogia breviceps (pygmy sperm whale)
Lineage: Eukaryota; Metazoa; Chordata; Mammalia; Artiodactyla; Physeteridae
Product: histone H2A type 1-B
Biological process (GO): heterochromatin formation
Cellular component (GO): nucleosome; chromatin
Molecular function (GO): DNA binding; structural constituent of chromatin; protein heterodimerization activity
Source: RefSeq, a predicted model, not a curated record
CUAUGCAAAUAAGGUAUUCAAGAAAAUCCAGAACUGAUUUGAUAAUGCAUUAGUGACGAGAUUAUGUAAAUUUACUUGCAUCACAUCUCCUUUCUUAUUGGUUGUCUAGUAAAAAGACGAUUUUAACCAAUCCUACCUCGCAUUUGACGAUUCCACCCAGCUCUAUAACUGUCAUCUUGUUGCUCCUUAUAGAACAUUUCUUUUUCGCUUUUCUUGUGGCUGCUUUUCUCCUGCUAGCACUCAGUAUGUCCGGGCGCGGGAAGCAAGGAGGCAAAGCUCGCGCCAAGGCUAAGACCCGCUCUUCGCGAGCCGGGCUCCAGUUCCCCGUGGGCCGAGUGCACCGCCUGCUCCGCAAGGGCAACUACUCCGAGCGGGUCGGUGCCGGGGCUCCCGUGUACCUGGCGGCGGUGCUGGAGUACCUGACGGCUGAGAUCCUGGAGCUGGCGGGCAACGCGGCCCGCGACAACAAGAAGACGCGUAUCAUCCCGCGCCACCUGCAGCUGGCCAUCCGCAACGACGAGGAGCUCAACAAGCUCCUGGGUCGCGUGACCAUCGCUCAGGGUGGCGUCCUGCCCAACAUCCAGGCUGUGCUGCUGCCUAAGAAGACCGAGAGCCACCACAAGGCCAAGGGCAAGUGAAACGAUUAGCAGUUUUUCAGUCCCCGUUCCGAAAAUCAAAGGCUCUUUUCAGAGCCACCCACUUUCUCCCGGAAAGCGCUGAAAUACUUUGUAAGUGUAGAAGACAUGUUCAAGUUUUAAUGUGUUGUUCCGCUUAAAUUUUUUUUUAUUAGCCUGUUAAAAGUUUUACAUUUAAAAAUGGGAAACCGCUCCCAUCUUUGCCACAAAGGGGCUAAAUUGUUAGCCGUUGGCCACAUUUUAUGCACCAUAAAUUCUUAGAAAAAUUCAUGAAAUUAGCUUUCUGCCAUUCCUUUAACUGAAAGAUGCAAUACGUUUGUAAACUCACAUAAAGAACCCCUGUUAAGGGAAUUCUGUGUCAGGACAUAAGUUAGGGCUUGUAGGCUAUGGGUAACGUAUAUGUAUGUAAAUGACCAAUAAUACAGACCAUAAUGCCUCAUAUUGAG